AUGGUUACGGAGAAGCGUCUUUCUCUACCACAGAGAAGUAUUUUGAAACAAAAGUCGAACUAUAAUGAUGAAGAUGGAACUUCAGAUUCCUUGCAGAUAUCAUCACAAAUGCAAUUCUCCAUGCAUGGCUUGACAAAAGAGCAGCUACUAGGGGGGAAUAAUACCACAUCGAGGAUUAACACUGCCCAGCUACAGUCAAAGCUAAAUAGGAGCGUUUCAUUUGCUCCUGAUGUGACCUUACACAAAUUUGAUUUUAUACCUGAAAUACCCAUUAAAAUUAGAGUUCCAAGACGAAAGAGUAUGCUGCACCCAUUGGAACCAACUCAGCUCCAGAAUGAAACAAUGGAAUUAACCAAUCCUGUUAAUACGGAAUUUUUAGAGAAUGAAAAUGAAGGUGCUUCUAAUUCUCCAAUAUAUGAGCCUGUGUUUGACAAAGAAGUCUCUAUGGAAAUUACUCAAUUGUUCACGAAACACAGUGGUACCCCGGAACCUGAUCAGAUAGGACUCCUGGAAGAGGCUAAUACUGCGGAAGAGACUAUGGAACUCACAAACAUGCAGCCUACGUUGACCUUGAAGCCUGCGGAAGAAUCAAUGGAGAUCACGAAGCCAAUAGGAGCAGAUACACUUUCAACCGAAGUUUAUGUUAAUGAAGAAGAAGAGGAACCAAUGGAUAUAACAGACCAGCAGUUUAUCGAAAGAUCACUGUCUCCAAUUACAUUGGAAUCCUUAACUCAAAAACAGUAUGAUUCCACGAUGGAAAUUACAAACGUGUUUGAGUUGAAUGCGGGCGAUGGAAAACAGAAACCACCUAUGCUAAUGCAUUCAUCUCAGUUUGUCACCUCUACACAAAAUGAUCAUCCUUUGGAUGGAACUAAAACUUUACUGGAACCUAUAAGUUCUAAAAGACGUAAACUAGAUGACAGUGGACAUUAUAGUUCACCCUUGAAAGGACAAAUAAUGUAUGAAGAUAAUCUGUCCGAUGCCGAAAGAUUAUCUCCUAUUCCAGUGCCGAUCGAAUAUACGCCUGACAAGAAGCCACUUAGUGAUAUCUCUAUUAGGAAAUCGCCGUCUAUAAUCGCGGGUGAUUUUUCUAAUACCACAAUUAAACCUUCCUUUCAGGAUGAGGUUGCAGAACCGAUUCCCCUAAAAAAGUUUUUGGAUGCAGCUGGAAUCUCUUUCUCAGUUGACCUAGCCAGCAUCGAAAAUUUUGUUCCUCUUGAUUUCACCUUUACCGAUGACAUAGAAGCGAUAUCUACAGCUCAAAUUUACAAUUCACUCUACUUACAUGCACCAAUAUUAGAAAUCUACUCUUUCAUAACAAAAGAAUUGUACCGUAGAGUAACAGAUUCCCAAAGGCUUUUUCAAGAGUUAGAGGAGCAAAUAUCGAAUAAUCCUCCACCAUCUUUAUUUCGCACCUAUUUUGAAUCUUCCGAUGAAGCGAAAGUAAGCAUUAACGAACAAAUUACAUUGAUCCAGCACUUUGCUGGAAUGGAGGCUAAAAAGGUUUGGGUAGAAUGGAGGUGUCAGCACUUGAGAGGAAUCAAGGCUGUAUUAGAAGAGAACCUGUCGAUCGUGGAAAAAGAAUAUUUAGAGGUCGUGAAACAGUUAACCGAGAUCAAUAGCAUUAAACAAAGAGUUAAAUCAAUUGAGAAAACACUAAUACAAGAGGUUGAACUUCUGAAGCAAGGCGGUGCAAUAAUCCCUAGUACCGUUGGCUUUUCAGAAAAGCUGAAGGUUGAAAAACUCAAGAGAGAACUAUCGAAGAGUAUGGCUACAAUUAAUAAUAUGGAAACCCUUCAGAAACAGCAUAUUGAUAUCACAGAAAAUAUCACUAAGCUCAAAACCCAAAUUGCUGCAAUGAAACAGGAAAUCGACUCCCUAAAGAGUGCCCAUGGCAGAAAUAAGGCAUAUUUGGAUUACGACGUUAAUAAAAUCAAGGCUAUAUUUCAUCAGACACAACUAUUCACUGGUAUAAAAUUUGAUAGGCUAGUAGGAUCUUUGCUGCAGGUGUCGUUGCAUUCAAACAAACUCAAAAUUACCCUAGAUUUGUCAAAAGCGGACGAUUUAGAAAGCCUCAAAAUUGCAUACCACAUUCCCAAUGACGCGGAGGCUCAUUUUACCAAAUUUUUACUUGACAACUUGAAGAAGCGGUCCAAAAACGUACUCUCUUUUGUAAAAAACAUACAGAAUGAGUUAUUAGCCGUUAAGAAGCUCAAUUUAGAAUUCCAAAGGCUUCAAUGCAUAUUGCCGUCUAAAAUCAUGAAGUCAGCCAAUGGAUUGGUACUUCAUAUUACAGAUCUUGAAGUCGCCAGGAAUACAAAGGUAAUUUAUCGCCUGGCUAUAUCUGAUUUUGCAGACAUAAUAGUCAAACAUGGUAAAGGAAUAAUAACAAUGUCUGCACAGGUUGUCUACGGGAAUGGCAUUACUCAAGAGUUAUUGGAGCGGCACAUUCUUGCUAAGUCUAGAAAACUUUUACCCUGGUUUAAGGAACUACGGCCUAUAAUAUAA
Molecule: messenger RNA, 2508 nt
Organism: Eremothecium sinecaudum
Lineage: Eukaryota; Fungi; Ascomycota; Saccharomycetes; Saccharomycetales; Saccharomycetaceae
Gene: SPC105
Product: kinetochore-microtubule binding complex subunit SPC105
Exons: 1
Coding region: 1-2508 (835 amino acids)
Biological process (GO): mitotic spindle assembly checkpoint signaling; mitotic sister chromatid biorientation; protein localization to kinetochore
Source: RefSeq, a predicted model, not a curated record